ACCUUGACUGAAUUAUUUCUUGUCCCCCUUUCGUCCAUUUUCUUGGUCCUUUCUCGCCCGCGAAACACCCCCAAUCAAGCCCUGUUUUUCCCAAUUCAAGCGAAUUCAAGUUGUGUCCUGUUAGGGUUAGGGUUUUUCACUUCACUUCCAUGAAACCAUGUUAGUCUACGAUUACGACUACGACUACGACUACGAUUACGAUUACGAUUACGAUUUCGAAAACUCAUGCUCGAAGUCGAUCAGCGAGACGGUGAAUGGCUCGCACAAUUUCACGAUCAAGGGGUACUCGCUUGCGAAAGGAAUGGGUUCUGGGAGGUACAUAUCGAGCGAUACGUUUACAGUUGGUGGAUACGAAUGGGCAAUUUACUUCUAUCCUGAUGGGAAGAACAUUGAAGAUGGUUCAAUGUAUGUGUCUGUGUUCAUCGCUUUGGCGAGCGAAGGGACUGAUGUGAGGGCAUUGUUUGAGCUCACUUUGUUGGAUCAGAGUGGGAAAGGGAAGCACAAAGUUCAUAGUCACUUUGAUCGUGCGUUGGAGAGUGGUCCUUAUACUCUCAAGUAUAGAGGAAGCAUGUGGGGUUACAAGCGUUUUUUCAGGAGAACCAUUUUAGAAACUUCUGAUUAUAUAAAGGAUGAUUGCCUUGAAAUGCAUUGCACUGUGGGAGUUGUUAGAACUCGUCUGGAGGGACUCAAAGAAUAUAGCAUUCAUGUACCACCUUCAGAUAUGGGCCAUGAACUGAAGUACAUGCUGGAGUCUGAAGUUGGUUGCGAUAUAGCUUUUCAGGUUGGCGAUGAAAUGUUCAAAGCUCAUAAGUUGAUACUUGCUGCUCGCUCUCCUGUGUUUAGAGCCCAAUUUUAUGGACUUAUGGGAAAUCCAAACAUGGAUAAAGUAGAAUUGCAGGAUCUUGAACCUUCCAUCUUCAAGGCCAUGCUUCUUUUUAUUUACUCGGAUAAGCUUCCUAAUGUACAUGAAAUUACAGACUCAACAUCAAUGUGCACUUCCACCAGUAUGGUGCAACAUUUGUUGGCUGCUGCCGACCGCUUUGGCUUAGAUAGACUGAAACUGUUGUGUGAAGCAAAAUUGUGUGAAGAAAUAAGUGUUGAUACAGUGGCAACAACUCUUCCUCUUGCCGCACAACACCAGUGUCCACAGCUGAAGGCUAUCUGCUUGAAAUUUGCAGCAGCAAACUUGGGAGUGUUUAUGCAGUCGGAAGGAUUUAAGUCCUUAGAAGAGAGCUGCCCAUCCUUGUUGUCUGAGCUGUUGGAGACUGUUGCAGGGGUGGAUGAGAACUCAAGUCUGCAGUUAAAUAGGAAACGGUGUUCCAAUAGCAUCUUAGGGCAAGAUCAGGCAGCAGAUGGGGCUGUCGCGGAAUCUGCAAACGCCAACGUGAAGCGCAUGCGGAGGCGUUUCUAGGUUUGUUAAUUGCGUUGUAAGUGCCACUGAAACCGUUUAGGACACUAUUUAUUCAUAGCAUGUUCAUAUAUUAGACAGUUUUUUCUUUUCUCUAGUGGGUAAAAUUAUAAUAUGCUUUCUUGAAGGGUGAAAUUUUGUCUCUGCCUUCUGCAUUACUCUCUCUAUUUGGAUUUCGGGGGAAUUAAUUGAUUUUUGCCCUUUA
Camellia sinensis is the source of this 1613-nucleotide messenger RNA. It is a transcript of the gene BPM3, whose product is annotated as BTB/POZ/MATH-domains containing protein. Gene Ontology annotation, molecular function: protein binding. Lineage: Eukaryota; Viridiplantae; Streptophyta; Magnoliopsida; Ericales; Theaceae. Gene Ontology annotation, biological process: protein ubiquitination. The record is from RefSeq and is a predicted model, not a curated record.